CAAAGCCAUUCCCUCCGCUCCCCGCCACGUUGGUUCCCCCGCGCGGCGCGCGCGUGUCGCAUUCUCCUGCGCAGCACCCGCGUGAUGUUUGUGCCGAGGCGGGAAAUGGCGUCUGCAGACACGGUUCAUCUGUGACUGGUUCACCGAGCGACGGCCACAGCUGGCAGCAACAUCCACGGCUCCGCUUCUACCGGGGGGCCGCCACGGCCGCGGCCGAGAGCUGACAACGCUGCGGCGAGUUUUGAAGAGCUUCCUGGUGUCAUUGGUGUUUCUAUGUGACGUUGGGCCAUGAUGAGGCUGAGAGUGCGUAAAGCUCCUCAGCAGUCGAACCUGGGCCAGCGAGCCCACCUACCCCCGGCCAAACGAAAGCGGUGCGAGGUGGAACCGUCCCCGGUGCGAGGCCGAGGCAAAAUGCAGAAGAACGAAGCUGGCCUGUUCUCCACUAUAAAGAAGUUCAUCCGGGGAAAUGCCGUCAAGGUGGAGCAGGAUGUCCCCGCCAAAAGGAGUCGCAUCGAUCGCAAUUCGGACAGCGAUCUAAUUACUUCAACACCACAGACCAGAGGUCACGCCAACAAAGGUGUCUCUAGAGUUUGCCGGAAAAACCCAAACAAAGACACAGUGACCUGCAAUAGUAAACCAAUGAAACCCAACGGUAAACUGGAAGCUCCCGUCGACUCAGGAAGCAGUCCGUCACGCACCACUCUGCUCGGCACAAUCUUCUCCCCAGUCUUCAACUUUUUCUCACCAGCAACAAAAACUGCCACUCCUGGCUCGGACUCUCCCGGGCAAGCAAUAGAAGCAGAGGAAAUCAUGAAGCAGCUGGACAUUGAGCAAGCAGAAGAGAUGCCGAGCAGCACUCUAACAUCCACAGAGGGCAUAACGCCGUGCCACCCCGCCCCCAUGCUGCCACAGCGGCUUCAGAUAACUCCAGAUACAUCCAUAGAAGAGGGAGAGAUCAUCACUGAGAGUGACAUGCCCCCGUUGACAGCUCCCGGGUGCAUGCCAGACGGCAGCUAUCCUCACUCCCUACCCUCCGCUCCUGCAGAAACCUCAUAUGACGAAGACUGGGAAGUUUUUGAUCCAUACUUCUUCAUCAAGCACGUGCCUCCGCUGACCGAAGAGCAGUUAACACGCAAACCAGCGUUACCUCUGAAAACACGCAGCACCCCGGAGUUUUCUCUCGUCUUGGACCUUGAUGAAACUCUGGUGCACUGCAGUUUGAACGAGUUAGAAGAUGCAGCUCUGACAUUCCCCGUCCUCUUUCAGGACGUUAUAUACCAGGUGUACGUCCGGCUGAGGCCGUUUUUCCGAGAGUUUCUAGAACGCAUGUCGCAGAUGUAUGAGAUUAUUCUGUUCACGGCUUCAAAGAAAGUUUACGCCGACAAGUUGCUCAACAUCCUGGAUCCGAAAAAACAGCUAGUAAGACAUAGGUUAUUUCGGGAGCACUGUGUGUGUGUUCAAGGAAAUUAUAUUAAAGAUCUGAACAUCCUCGGGCGCGAUCUGUCCAAGACGAUAAUCAUCGACAACUCACCCCAGGCCUUCGCUUAUCAGCUUUCCAAUGGAAUCCCUAUUGAGAGCUGGUUUGUAGACCGGAACGACAACGAGCUUCUGAAGCUUGUUCCUUUUCUGGAGAAGCUGGUGGAGCUGAACGAAGACGUCCGGCCGCACAUCCGAGAGCGCUUUCGUUUGCACGACCUCCUUCCUCCAGACUGAGCAGCUCCUCGUCCUUCCUUCUUCCUUCAGCUGAAGACUGAACCCACAACUGGGAGAGAGGAAAAUGAAGGAUAUAUUCAGUAGGUUUUUUUUUCUUUGCAGAAAAACAUUACCAUUGGUAUAUAUUUUUUUUAAAUCAUGCAAAAACAUUUUGAGUCCAGAAGGUUUUUUUUUUUUUUGUUCUUCUCCUUCUUCUUCUUUUUAAUCCCACUCCGAGAGACGUAGAACAAACGGAGUUGCCGACCGCCGCAGGCUCCUCCCCCCCCCUCGCCCUCUGCUUGCUUGUUUCGUGUGUGACCUUGAAGACGACCUCCUGGGCCGUAUUUUGUCUUUUUAAAAAACCAAUUUUUGGUUGACAAAGCUGAAUGUGAUGCAGUGUUGGAUUCUAUGGACCUGACCUGGAACGGCCAGCCGAACCUGUAAAAUAUUCAAUCUAUAAACCUGUAAAUAUCUGUACAUAAAUGUUUUUUUUUUCUUCUUCUUCUUCUUAUUCAAGGUUUUUAAGUCGUUUUGUUUUCACUUCCAAUUUGAGUGUAUUCUUUGAUUCAGUUGCUUUUCUAUAAAAAAAAAAGAGACAGAAAAGACAAUGUUUUUGUGGUUUGUUUGAAGUUGUUAAGCCGCUGCUUUUCUGUUGUAUGCCUGCAUUAUUCCUGUGACGCUUUACUCCAUUACAUGCAGUUGUCUGUAAUAAGGUGCAGUCUUUUCGAAGAGAAAAAAGAAAAAAAAAAACACGACUUUGAGAGGCAAAUGUUUCCGAAAUGACAUUUUAAAGCUGUAUAAUGUAAGCUAGGAUGAAGU
Salarias fasciatus (jewelled blenny) is the source of this 2511-nucleotide messenger RNA. It is a transcript of the gene ctdspl2a, whose product is annotated as CTD (carboxy-terminal domain, RNA polymerase II, polypeptide A) small phosphatase like 2a. The transcript has 13 exons. Gene Ontology annotation, molecular function: phosphatase activity. The record is from RefSeq and is a predicted model, not a curated record. Bases 289 to 1713 code for a protein of 474 amino acids. NCBI's taxonomy places the organism in Eukaryota, Metazoa, Chordata, Actinopteri, Blenniiformes, Blenniidae.